AUGCUGACUGAUGAAGAGACAGUUUCAAGGUCAUUGCCUAUUUCGUACAUUGAAAAUCUCCCGGACGAAUGUUUAAUCGAAAUUUUUACUUAUUUGACAAGUAACGAGCUUAAAAAUGUGACUGUAACUUGCCGUACCUUAGCAAAUGUUGUCAAUUCAUCAUCGAGAUUGAUGAAAAGCUUUUUUAUGGUUGUGACAAGAAAGAGAAAGUGGGAUUUUGGAACAAUGUCGGUGCUGCAAAGAAAGCAUCAAGCUUUGGUUUUCUUUGACUACUCAACUUUAGAGGAAUCCUUGGAUGAUGCGCUUAUUAAUGGACUUGAAAAUAUUGGUGCCAAUAUUAAGACAUUGGAGUUUAAUGAUUGUAGCUUGAAUGCAAGUGACUUUGUCCAUAUCCUUGAAAUGACAAAUAAUUUGAAAAACUUAAAAGUUUUCAAUUCUAAAAUUCUAGGAAGUGUCUAUAAAUUUCUAGAUCUUAAACAUUUAAAUAGUUUAAAAAUUAUAAAAUCGGAAGUAUCUUACGAAAUAUUCAGUAACGUGCGAAGUUUACAAAACAUCGAAAUUGAAACUCACGAAACAAAUAACGUUGAUCUGACUCAUUUUCAGAAAAUUUUGUUUUGUCAAUUGAAAUUAAAAAACUUGACUCUAGUCAAUUUAAGACUCUCAAAUUUAUUUGAUACUAAAAUGUACAGUUCAUUUCAAUUAGAAUCUUUAAAACUCAUUCAGUGCCAUUUUCGUCAUAAAGAAAAUUUUGAGAUAUUUUUAGAAAAUCAGAUGUCGUUGACAGAUAUAGAAUUAUCACUAAGUAAUAUGAAAUUAUCUCUUGAUAGAAUGCGAUACUAUGACAGCAUUAUCGCAUGUCUGAUGAGGAAAUACACGCUUACAUCAUUGACUUUAAAUAUAGAAGAAUAUAAAUUCGCAAGUUUUAGUUUUAUGGAAGGAUGUCAAGCUAGAGAAUUAAGUUUAAGAUCUAAAGAUACAAAUUUCUCAUCUUCACCAUUUUUAAAAUAUUUUCCAUUAUUGGAAUCAUUAGAAGUAGACAUUAAGGAGCUUAAUGAUGAGAAUCUCGAAAUCAUAAAUACAUCGACUAGAUUAUUUACUUUAAAAAUAAUAAAUAUUUCAAGCGAUUGCUUUGGAAAUGUCAAAAAUAAAAAUAUUGAAUCACUUUACAUUCACGAGACAUUGAUCGAUCAAUGUGACUGGAAAAAAUUCAUUGAGAAUAACCCCCAAAUAAUAAAACUUGUGAUACGAUUUUCAUUUCUGAUGGAUUUUGAUGUAAAAUUUCUCGAAUACAUAACACAAAAGUUGAAUCUUGUGCAUAUAGAAUUAAUUGAUAGAUAUGUAGGUUUUGAUAAUGAAAUUUAUAAAAUGAUUUGUGAGAAUUGUAAAGGAUUAAAAUAUAUAAAAUUAUGGAAUAUUAAUAUUGAAAAGAAUUUCGAUGAGCUUGAUAAGGAUUUUUUGAGGAGGAAAAAUAUUAAAUUUCAUUUGUACAAUGAUGAAUCUCUGAAUAAACCAAUGAUUCCAUUCUAA
Chironomus riparius is the source of this 1527-nucleotide messenger RNA. The record is from the annotation of a GenBank genome assembly. Lineage: Eukaryota; Metazoa; Arthropoda; Insecta; Diptera; Chironomidae.